Cuscuta europaea is the source of this 3802-nucleotide messenger RNA. Lineage: Eukaryota; Viridiplantae; Streptophyta; Magnoliopsida; Solanales; Convolvulaceae. The record is from the annotation of a GenBank genome assembly.
UCUCCAACCAUUUCUAAUUUUAAAUUUUUACUCCGUAACAAGAAUCCAGAUAGAAGUUCUUCUGCGCAGCAACUCCAGUCAUCAAGUAGCCAACUACGCGUCCAGCAAGGCCACAAUCUUCUUCCUAGUUCCGCCGUUCUGCGUAGCAGCAUCACCAUUAAGCCAACGACGAGCGAGGAGGGGUGACGCCGUUCUGCCCGCCUUUCCGGUCGCCCGGAGACCGUCCCUUUCCCGUAAGUUUUCAAAUUUAAUGUGUAUUUAUGUAGUUUGUUUAUUAUUAUUUCUAUUUCUGAAAUUGUUAGUUCUUUGUGAAUUGUGUGCAAGAUUGUGGAGUUCAUUCAUAAUUAAACCAUUUUUUUGUGCAAGUCUAUUGUGGAGCUUAUUUGUUGUUAAUCUCAUUUAAUAAAUUGUGAAUUGUAUUGUAAUCGUGGAUUUGUUGAUUUAAUUUCUUUUAAUGCUAUUUUUACAAUUAUACUCAUUUUACUUCCAUUCUAGUCUUUCUAGGUUGUUUGACAAAGAAUUCCUAUUAAAAGAAUUUAUGCACCUAUUCUUAAUGGUAGUAAAGGGUCGAACCUUUUUAGGUAAUGUGCCCUCCAAGAUCUCUGAGCUAGAUCCGCCACUACGACUAAGUGAUAGGAGGAGGUAUAAGUUUUUUAUUUCAAACGAAGACAUAUGUUCAAACAACUAAACUAUAAAUGAUGUGUAUAAAGUAAUUUUUCAAAAUUUCCGAGCUCUCAUGUACGUUUGUUCGAUGCAUUUAGUUGUACUUCACAUAUGAAGUGAUAUAAUAAAUAGAUAUCUUUUGCUUUGUUUAAUUUUUGGUCGUUUGAAUUUAGCCAUUUAAGAAUGGUCUCGUAUGUCGAGCAAUUAGUUUACUGUUACUCCCUCCGUCCCUUACAACAUUGUUAUCUUUUCUUUUUUGGCGGUCUGGAAACCUUUGUCACUUUUCUUUUAAAGAAGUUAAUUUGUGGUUCCUAUUAUUUCUCUCUUUGCGCACAAUUCUCAAUCAAACUUGCCAAACUUUUUUGGUUCCUAGUAUUUUUCAUGUUAAUCAACUUAACAAAGUUGUAGGAUGAAGGGAGUAUUUACUAUUCAGAAGACUAAGUUAUGAUUUAAAUUAUUCAAGUAGGUUCUAUCUAAAAUACUCUCAAGAGUAAUUCCAAUAAAUAGCCUAACGAAUGGAUUAAUUUAGCUUUAUUGAAGAGUCCAAAACCAAUUCCGAUUGAUUAAGCCUAAUAAAUGAACACCUACUUGCUAUAAAAGAGUUCUACAACAAAUGAUAAACAUUGCUUUUCUCUACCAAAUGAAUUAUUAAAUAAUUAAUUAAUUGAAAGUGAUGUUUCAUACGUAGUAUUACAAUUGUUAACCAAUUAAAGGAUGACACAUCAACAUUUUAAAACUCAACUUUACUAUAUAAAACAAUAGAUAUAUUGUGCAAUGCACGUAUCACUUACCAGUAUUACCAAAAACUAAGUAAUGGAUAAAAAAGAGACAUUUUUUUGUUUGAAUACACUUUACUUAAUGACCCCAAUGUCCACUUCCGUCCAUAGUGACCAACACUGGCCAAUGAUCAACUGGACACUGACCCUGCCACCGACCACAAUGACCGCUGCCGGCUCCAGUAAUUACCGCUUCCAGCUAGGGACUACCGCUGGUCAUAACAUGUGCAGUGAGCCAGUGACUACCACCUCCUAGUGACCAGUUUUCAACAAUCUCCAUCCAGAACAACUAGCCACACCGCAACCCCAUCCCGCUAGUACUGUGGCAUUUCACCCCCUCUGGGUGACACCACCUACUGCCCACCUCCUCAGCCCCCUACCCAGUACAGCCCAUGUCUCCAUUCUCCAAUCCUCGGACCACUGCGGCCCCUCCGCUCCCCAACCCCCGCACCAUCGUCACUACCCCACCCAACAACCUCUGCCCAACCCAGUCACUAUCGCCCUACACUCAAAUCCAAAACCCUAGUCCUGAUUCAACGAGGCGGCUGAACACAUAGAUGAAGAAGAAAUAUGUUUCAGUCAAUGGCGGGAGGUGUGGGUGACGGCAGAAGCGCAAUAGACGAUGUCAACAGAGGAAGCACGGGCAACACUGGCGGUCGGUAGGCGCCGGUGGACGGGAGGCACCGGCAUUGGCUGGCAGCCGGGAGGUUAGUGGAAAAUACCAGAUCUGAAAAAGAGAGAAGAAAUGUGGAUAUUAGGGGUUGAUGUUCUAUUUAUAGUAGGGAUAUUGCUAGUUCAAAUAUAAUUUGUCUCUUUUUGUCUAAAGGAAAGCUUGUAUCUAGUAUUAUUUAUUACAUUAUUUUUUUGUUUCAAACUAUUCUCUCUUUUUUUUCAGUACUUGUGCAAUGUUGUAUGCUUUUUUUGAACUGAAUUGGUCUAGUGUGGUACAAUUGUGUAUUUUGGUUAAAUAUGAUCUUAUCUAUUUUGGUCUGGUCUCACUCUUUUUUAUAGUGUGGUACUUGUGUAUUACAAUUGUGGAAGUCUAUUUUGAUUAAAUAUGAUCUUAUCUAUUUUGGUCUGGUCUCAUUUGGAAGUGAAUCCUAAAAUUCUUAAUAUGGAAUGCAAGCAGUUUUUUCUAAAACCAAUGAAAUACCUGUAGCUGAAAAGGGCAAAUAUCCGCAGUUUGAGUAUACGUAUCACGGAGUACUUGACAAGGAUACAUCUCUCUCUAGGGAUCGAGAAAGUUAUUGACCGAGCGGAGGCAACAAAUUUGCGGGCUACAAUACGGCCAGUCAUCUGGACUCAUAUUGUCCAUAUUUGUAUUUCAUGAUUGUGUUUUAUCACCUCAAUGAGUGAAAUGAGUUUAGCCAAAGAAGCUCCAGAAUCUGGAGAAAGUGGUUUGCACAAAGGAGAAGAAUUUGGAGCUGAAGAUGUAGAAAUUUAUUCCCAGGAAAAUGUUAGGGAAAAUAAUCGAAUUGGGGAUUCAAUUGAUAGGAUCAGUGAAUUACCAGAUUGCUUACUUAUUCACAUCAUAUCUUUUUUGGGUGUGAAGAAAGCUGCUGCUACGAGUAUUUUGGGGAAAAGAUGGCAGUUUCUUUGGUCUGAAUUGUGGAGCCUUGAAUUCAAAUAUUAUGAUUGGGGUAAGGGUAAGAGUAAGGAAACUAAGAAUACAAUUGACUUUGUGGCGUGGGUUAAUAGGAUCAUUGCUACUCGUCGUGGAAAUUACCUUGAGAAGAUGAUGGUUGAUUUCAAGUAUGAGGAUUGCUUUGCUCCAGAUGUUGAUAGCUGGUUUGAGUUUGCCUUGAAAAAUAAGGCGAAAGAGAUCACUUUUAGAUUAGGCGACAGCAAAGAUUUCUACAUUCUUCGUGAGUUGAUGUAUUCGAAUUCAUUCUUGACAUCAUUGUCUUUGAAAGGUUGCAUUUUGGGUCCUGAAAGAUCAAUCAAGUGGUCAUCUUUGACUAAAUUACAGAUAUCGGGAGUGAAUUUACCUCAGUCUGUAGUUGAAAAGAUAUUAUCGGGCUGUCCUGUCUUGAUUUCCUUGGAUCUGAGCGAGUGUUGGGGAUUCGCUGUUUUGGAGAUCAACUCUCAAUAUCUAUGUGAAUUGCGGGUAAUGGACCCUGAAAAUGAAGAAAGUGGGGGUUUCCUGCAAAUUUCAGCACCAUACAUAAAAUAUUUCAAACUUCGGUUUAAUGCUGUAGGAAGACAGAUAAAGUUCAAAGACAUCUCAUCUCUUAUCAGUGCUGAUAUUGAUUUGAGUGAACCCAUUUGGGAUUUGAUAAUCCCUGAGGAUGUGCUGAGUAAUACAAAGGAAAUUUGCGAAAAGAUUCACCAUGUUAAGGAGCUUGCACUGGGUUCUGAACCGC